CUUCAAAGUUCUUUCAACAAACUCUCCCUUCAAAGUAACCGCCAUACAUCAGCUACUAUCACAGGUUCAUUUAUUUUUAAUUUCUCACCUUAUUUCGCCCAAAUUAAUGGCGAAUCUUCAUCGCCGGCGAUUGCUCCGCCGCACGUUAAUUGCACUGGCGGUGUGCUAUUUGGCUGCCAUGGGCGACGCCAUGCUGCCGCCGAGCCCAAUCCAAUGCGACGGCGGCCGGAACGAGUGCACUCUUUCCAAUUCCUACGGCGUCUGGCCGGACAGGGAACCCUGCCGCGUCUCCGCCGUCUUCUUCCCCACCACGGAGGCCGAGCUCCGGUCGGCGGUGGCGGACGCCGUCAAAAAAGGAUUGAAGCUGAAAGUCGUCUCAAAAUUCUCCCACACAAUCCCUAAAUUCGCCUGCCCCCAAAUUGGGGUUCCAAAUGCCCUAAUUAGCACGGAAAGGUACAACCAGAGCAUCGACGUCGACGAAGCGAACCUCGCCGUGACGGCGGACGCCGGCGUCGGGCUGAGGGAGCUGAUCGACCGUGUGGAGGCGGCGGGGCUGAGCUUGGCGGUGGCGCCGUACUGGGAGGGUGUCAGCGUCGCCGGGAUGAUUAGCACCGGCGCCCACGGCAGCUCGUGGCGGGGCCGCGGCGGCGCCGUCCACGACCACGUGACGGCGAUUAGGCUCAUAAUUCCGGCGACGGCGUCGGAAGGCUUCGCCAAAAUUGUCGAUCUGAAAAACACCGAUCCAUUGUUGAAUGCUGCUAAGGUUUCCUUAGGUCUUCUUGGAGCCAUUUCUAAGGUUACAUUUUCAUUGGAGCCCGGGUUCAAGCGAAGAGUUACAUUCAACUACACUAACGAUAACGGGAUAGAGAAUGAAUUCAUGAAUCACGGCAAGAAAUAUGAGUUCGGCGACAUUCAAUGGUACCCUUCGAGGCAUUCUGCCGUAUAUCGAUAUGAUGAUCGUGUUCCUAUCGAUACACCCGGGGAUGGUCUUAACGAUUUCAUUGGAUUUCAACCUAAUUUAAUCACUAUAUCUCAAUCUUUACGAGCAUCGGAAAAAGCGGCCGAGAAUACAAAGAGUGUGGAUGGAAAAUGUGUGCUCGCGUCGACAUUCGUAGCAUACAAGAAAUUAGUAGCUAACGGAUUCAAGAACAACAAACUAGUAUUUACAGGUUAUCCGGUGAUCGGACGGCAAGGCAAAAUCCAAACUUCGGGGUCAUGCCUGUACUCGUCGUCGCCGGCGACGGCGUGCGCGUGGGAUCCACGCAUCAAAGGCCUCUCCUUCUACGAGAGCGCCGCCAUCUUUCCGGCCACGCGCUUCCGCGACUUCAUCGCCGACGUCAAAAAGCUUCGUGACAUCAAUCCCCGCAGCUUCUGCGGCGCCGACAUCUACAACGGCUUCCUCAUCCGCUACGUCCCCCGAUCCGCCGCCUACCUCGCCGCGCCGGAGGACUCCGUCGUCGUCGAUUUCAACUACUACCGCGCCGACGACGCCGCCACGCCGCGCCUCCAUCAGGACGUCUGGGAGGAGGUCGAGCAGAUGGCGUUUUUCGGGCACGGCGCGCGGCCGCACUGGGGGAAGAAUCGCCACGUGGCGUUCACCGGCGCGGCGGAGAAGUAUCCGAAAUUGAGGGAGUUUGUGGCGGCGAAGGCGGCGCUGGAUCCGGCGAACGUGUUCUCCAGCGACUGGUCGGAGCGAGUGAUGGCCGGAAAUGGAGGAGACGCCGGAGAUAAGGAAGAUGGAUGCGCUCUGGAAGGGAGAUGCGUUUGUUCGGAGGACCGCCAUUGUAGCCCUAAGAACGGUUACUUCUGCCAACACGGCCGUGUUUAUACGCUGGCUCGAGUCUGCAGAUAUUCUUCUAAUUCCACUUUCUCUAUAAUUUGAUUAUUAUUAUUGUUUAAACGAAUUUAUUUAUAACUCCAUUUAUUUACUUAUAAAACCUUAAAAUUUAGUAUACUUUUUUGUACGCUAUAUAAUAAAAAUAUUUUAA
Andrographis paniculata is the source of this 1988-nucleotide messenger RNA. Its product is annotated as L-gulonolactone oxidase 3. The transcript has 4 exons. Gene Ontology annotation, cellular component: membrane. NCBI's taxonomy places the organism in Eukaryota, Viridiplantae, Streptophyta, Magnoliopsida, Lamiales, Acanthaceae. Bases 107 to 1882 code for a protein of 591 amino acids. Gene Ontology annotation, molecular function: FAD binding; D-arabinono-1,4-lactone oxidase activity. The record is from RefSeq and is a predicted model, not a curated record.